Portunus trituberculatus (swimming crab) is the source of this 7396-nucleotide messenger RNA. RefSeq names its product multiple epidermal growth factor-like domains protein 6. The record is from RefSeq and is a predicted model, not a curated record. Bases 588 to 6260 code for a protein of 1890 amino acids. The transcript is spliced from 37 exons. Gene Ontology annotation, molecular function: protein binding; scavenger receptor activity; calcium ion binding. Lineage: Eukaryota; Metazoa; Arthropoda; Malacostraca; Decapoda; Portunidae.
GCCUCGCGGUGCACGAGGCUGGGAGGGGCUCGCUGCCACUUGUAACUCGUGUUCAUGUCAUGCCAGCAAUCCAGAAAGAAAAGGAUAAUCCGCCCCACCUGCUAGGUUGACUGGAGAGGCACUUACUUGUUCGUUCCUCUGAUAGUACGAUCGCAACCCGCUCUCAGUCGUCGCCCACACGCCUGCGCUGCCAGAGCGAGUUACUUACUGCGCGUCGUCUCUAGUUAGCACGAGCAGGCUGUCUUGCUCUCUCCUCAGUCGAUCUCGUGUGUUGCUGGGUGGAGUGUUGGCGCUCCUUCCUCCGACCCCCCACACCACGUGCCGCUGCCACCCCGCACCGAGGCAGACCCAGCCAGUAGAGUGCAGCGAGUCCCGCCCUCACCACGCACGGCCAGGCGGCGCCGACGAUGGGCACGAGUGACACAGUGGCCGAGAAGUCAUGUAAACACUCAGACCUUGUAUAGUCAUCCUCCCUCCAGGAAAUGAAGGAAUAGACUCUUGUAAAAUAGACGUGAGUGUUAAAAGUAGAAGAGGCGUGGAGGCGAGGGCACAGGACACACAAAUAAUUCAUUAGAGCACAGGGCGUGAUGGGGAGACUGGAGUGGCUGGCGGUGGCUGUGCUGGUGGCAGGAGUGGCCGCGGCAACGACCACAGACUCGGAGCUGGAGCCUGGCAUGCGCCAUGUGUGCGAGUACCAGCGAGAGGAGAUUCAACGCAAGCGAGUCCCCACUGUGCGACCCUACAGCAUCCAAGUGAAGGUCCUCAAGCCUGACUGCACUCCCUCACCCACUGAGGACUGCCUAGGCUACGAGAGGCGGACAAAAUACCGCACCCUGUAUAGAACCAAGAGUGAGGUGCGGACCAGGAGUGUCUACGCCUGCUGCCCGGGAUGGACCAAACAGAACAAGACAGCAGGGAGGCUCGUCAGGAAGAAGGGCGGCCGCCACCACCGCCACGGCUCCAUCGUGAAGGGCGGGGGACGAGGGUGCAUCGUGAGGGUAGAGACGCCCCUGGAUGAACUGCAUGCAGAGGUGACCCACGCUGGGGAGGUGUACCGCCUAGUGAACAGCUCUGAGCCACCCGCUAACGAGACCAGCGACCCUUUCUACACCGGCGAGCUCUACAACUUCUACAAGCUCGUGUACGGCGACAACGACAGUUACACUACGCCCCUGGAGGAGGAGGAGGAGGAGGAGGAGGAGGAGGAGGAGGAUAUAUUAGAGGAGGAGGACGAAGAUUUAUUAAAAGAGGAAGACGACGAGGAAGAGGAGUUGGAAGAGGAAAACGAAUACCAACAAGAAAUAGAUGAAGAGACGGAAGUAGAAGAGAGGGAGGAAGAAGCAGAAGAGGAGGAGGAAGAAAUAAGCGAAGAGGAAGAUGUGGAAGAAGAGGAAGAGGCGACUGUAAACGAGAGUGCUGAGAGCGUAGAUUAUGACUAUCCUAACGAUGACGCGGAGGCAGCCACCCUCUUGGAGCCGCCGCCGCCACCCUCCCCCACCACGCGCCAUCACAAUUUUCGCCACAAAACGCCAAUGUUCCAAGAUGCCAACGGCCCCGUGCACGGCCACCGCCACCACCACCGCCGCGGCCACCGCCACCGCCACCAUCGCCGCGCCUGGCCGUCUGCUCGCCAUGGGGACAGCAGCGAAGCCGGCGCCACGCCCGCCAGCCACACGCGCCGCCUUCACCGACGGCCCGCACCCUUCAAUGAUACCGAGUUUGCAGCCUACAGCAGGACCAUCAUUGUCACCGACUCCAACGGCAGGAGAGGCGGCAGAAGGAGGGGCACCCAGGAGCAGGUGGCCCGCCAGGAAGUGUUCACGAGGCCCUUCCGCCUCACGGCUGGUGGGUGUGGCCAGCGCGGGUGCUUCAACAGAGGGCGGUGCAUCGAGGGCCAGUGCAAAUGUUCCCGCGGAUUCUAUGGACAAAGAUGCCAGUACGACCGCAAUGAGUGUCUUGUGAACCAGGGCGGGUGUGACCACUCCUGCAGGAACACCAUUGGCUCCUACAGGUGUUGCUGCCGCCGAGGUUUCAAGCUCCAGGCAGACCGUCACUCCUGCGGUGAUGUGAAUGAAUGCGAGGUGAACAACGGCGAAUGUUCACACGAAUGUCUCAACACUCAGGGAUCUUACCUGUGUCGCUGCCCGGCCGGCCGAUACCUCCUGCCCGAUGGAAGGAAGUGUACAGGCACAGACACCUGCAAGGCGAGGAACGGCGGCUGUCACCACAUCUGUCACGACGACGACGACGGCAGUGUAACCUGUUCCUGCCGCCAGGGGUACAGGCUGGCCCGUGACCGCCGCACCUGCCUGGCGGACGACCCGUGUGAGGUGAACAAUGGCGGGUGUCAGGACCAGUGCCGGGAUGACAGGGGUCGUGCCCAAUGCUCCUGCCGUCCAGGAUUCACCUUGGCAGACGACCAAGUGUCUUGCGUGGAUGAGGAUGAGUGCCAGCGGCCUGGCAUCUGCAGUCAGCAGUGCCAUAACACGUGGGGAUCCUACCAGUGCCUCUGUGACUCCGGCUACCAGCUUGGUACUGACCAGACCUCCUGCUACAUGAUCGAUAUGGAGGUGAUAAACUACUGCCUCGAGAACAACGGUGGGUGUCAACACAUGUGCGAGCACGGCCCCUACGGUCCCGUCUGUUCCUGCCACCAAGGAUACCAACUCAAGGCCGACGACCGAUCCUGCGAGGACGAGGACGAGUGCGCAGCGGCGAGCCACGACUGCCAGCAGGAGUGCAUCAACACGGAGGGCAGCUACGCCUGCGCCUGCACCUCUGGCUUCACGCUCAACGAGGACUCCCACACCUGCACAGAUGUGGACGAGUGUGCCAUGGAGAACGGAGGGUGUGAGCAGGACUGCACCAACACACCGGGCUCCUUUGUGUGUUCCUGCCGCCAGGGUUACGUCCUCGUCGACCGCACCGACUGUGAUAUGUCCCUGGAUGACAGUGACCAGAGUCCCUUCGUGCUGUUUGAGGGACCGACGGAGGCGAGCAAGGUGGUGCCGACAGCGAUCUGGAUUCCCAACGACGCGACCUUUGUCGAGAAUGAGCAGGUCAAUUUUGCUACGAUCUUGACGCGCUGUGUUGCUGGAUUCUUUGGACCAAACUGCUCGCUCACGUGCGCUGACUGUCCCUUUGAGUGUGGCGAGGAAGGCUGCGUGUGUCCCCAAGGCAAGACAGGACCCACGUGCGCUCUGCCAUGUCCCGCCGGUACCUUUGGCUUCAACUGCACAGAGGAAUGUCAGUGCAAGAAUGGCGGCACCUGUGAGCCUGUGUCCGGGAACUGCACGUGUCCUCCCGGCGUGACGGGCGAUCAGUGCGAGGAUGGCUGUCCUGCAGGGUACUACGGCGAGCAGUGUGAGCGGCGGUGCCCCGUGACGUGUGCCAACAUGAGAUGCAACAGACUCUUCGGCUUCUGUGAAUGUGAUCCGGGUCGCUUCGGCUCAUCCUGCAACCUGCCUUGCCCUGAUUUCACGUGGGGCGCCAACUGCCGCCACCAAUGCCGCUGUGACACCAGGACCACCGCGCGCUGCCACCCUGAGAGCGGCGUGUGCGAGUGUGUGCCGGGCUACGUGGGGCCAGACUGCUCGGAAGAGUGCUCGCCAGGGAAAUGGGGGACCGGCUGCCUGCAUGAGUGUCAGUGUGCCAACGGGGACGCGUGCCAUCCCGCAACAGGCGUAUGCAUCAAGGACUGUCCGCCGGGCUUCACGGGACCAGACUGUGAAGAGCGGUGCGAGGCGGGCCACUACGGACCUGGCUGUAUGAAGAUCUGCAUGUGUGGCGGCAUGCGGCCCUGCGACCCCAUCACCGGGGAGUGCCUCUGUCCCCCUGGCACGCACGGCCCCAGCUGCCUCCAGGUGUGCGCCCCUGGACGAUGGGGGGAGAGCUGCUUGCAGGAGUGCCAAUGUGAGAACGGUGCCUCGUGUGAUCGCGUUAGUGGGAAGUGCCACUGUCUGCCGGGAUAUGUCGGUCCCGCAUGCGAGACUAAGUGUCCCUCAGGAAGGUUCGGUGUAGGCUGCCGCGAAACCUGCAGCUGUCUCAAUGGCGCCACCUGUCACCACAUCACCGGCAGGUGCGAGUGCGUGCCAGGUUUCACGGGAGCAGGCUGCAGUCAGCCCUGUCCGUUGGGACGCUUCGGGCAGGACUGCGUGCACAUGUGUGACUGCAACAGCGGCCGCUGCGACCGAGUGACGGGCGAGUGCACGUGUCCGCCCGGCUGGCGAGGACCUCAGUGCCAGCUCCCAUGCGACGCGGGGCGGUACGGGGCCGGGUGCGCCAUGAACUGCAGCUGCGCCAACGGUGCUAAGUGUGACCACAUCUCCGGCGCCUGCAUGUGCCAGCCAGGGUGGCUUGGCACUUUCUGUUCCCGGCCUUGUCCCGAGGGUUACUGGGGCCCCGAGUGCCGCCACAGGUGUGGGUGUGGAACUGGCGCCACUUGUGACCCUGCAAUAGGUGCCUGCUUGUGCCCACCCGGCAAGUAUGGUCUCCACUGUUCCAAGGUGUGUCCGAUCGACCGAUGGGGCACCGACUGCCAGAACAACUGUCUCUGCUACAAUGGUGGCUCCUGCGACCGAGUGUCCGGCGCCUGCGUGUGUCCCCCGGGUUACACCGGUACCAUGUGUCAGGACAGGUGUCCUGAAGAAACAUACGGUUUCGGGUGUCAGCACAGCUGUCUAUGUCAGCACGGGGGCACGUGCCAGCACGACACAGGAGCGUGCCUGUGUUCUCCAGGUUAUGCUGGGGCCUUCUGUGAAACAACUUCCGUGUUGGGGCCCAUCAGUGAAGGGUCGGGCGCCUGUGUCACAGAUGACCACUGCCAGCACGGCGGCCGCUGCAAUGCCGCCUCGGGCACGUGUGAGUGUGCCCCUGGUUGGCGCGGCCACCUUUGUCAUAAACCUUGUCAUCAAGGGUUCUGGGGAGAAGAGUGUCAGGAGGCGUGUUCCUGUGAGCAUGGAAGUCAAUGCCACCACAUUACUGGGGAGUGCAAAUGUCCCCCGGGAUUCAACGGUGACAAGUGCCAGUUUGUGUGUCCUGUGGGUUCCUACGGCAGUGGGUGCGAGUCCUCCUGUCAGUGUGAACUUGGGCAGCCCUGUGACCACGUGACGGGCUCCUGUAUCUGUCCUCCAGGCCGCCAGGGUCACCAAUGUCACGAGUUCUGCUCCGAUGGCCACUGGGGGGACGAAUGCCGCGAGAAGUGCCAGUGUGAAGGCUCCUCGCUGUGUGACCCUGUGUCCGGCGACUGCUUCUGCCCCGCGGGUCUCCGGGGUCGCAAGUGUCGCUGGAACUGCCUGAAGGGGAGGUACGGCGUGGACUGCAAGCAGAAGUGUAAGUGCAGUAAUGGCGGCACGUGUGACCCUGUGAGCGGACAGUGCCAGUGCAAAGACGGCUACUACGGCCCCACCUGCUCCCUGCCCUGCCCUCCCGGCACCUUCGGCCCGGGCUGUAACGAGACUUGUGACUGCGAGCACGGUGGCGUGUGCACGGCGGAAGGGGAGUGCAAAUGCCAGGCUGGCUACACAGGUGCCCGCUGCCAGGCUGCAUGCCCCGCCAACACCUGGGGCGUCGGCUGUGCCCACACUUGCAGCUGCAAAAACGACGCCUAUUGCCACCCAGCGACGGGAGAGUGUCAGUGUGGCCUUGGAUGGACGGGGCCAGACUGCAGCCAGGCUUGCCCCUCUGGCCGCUAUGGACCCAACUGCCUUCUGGACUGUGCCUGUCACCACAACGUGUCCUGUGAUCGCUUCUCGGGCUGCUGUCAGUGUGGCGCCGGCCACUAUGGCCGCUUCUGUGAGCUAGACUGUCCGAAGGGUUUCUACGGGGCGUCCUGUAUGGGCGUCUGCGACUGUCAGAACGGCGCCACGUGUGAUCACAAGACGGGCCAGUGCCGCUGCUCCCCGGGAUACACCGGGGAGAGGUGCAGCGAGACAUGUGCCCCAGGGAGGUUUGGGCCGCAGUGCCAGAAGGACUGUGAGUGUGGGCAGUACCCGUGCCACCACCACACCGGGGAGUGCCUCUGCCCUGCUGGUCUCCAUGGGAAGAACUGUGAUACACCGUGUGGCACUGGAAGGUACGGGCCCGGGUGCCGCGAGGCGUGCCAGUGUCUCCACGGGGGAAGCUGCCACCCUGUGAGCGGCCACUGCUCGUGUGCUCCGGGAUGGUUGGGCCCCACCUGCAGCCGGAAAGACAAUGAGUGGAUCUCCUUCUUGGCCAGUCAACACCGAGGAAGAGCGGACAUCCCGGUGGAAUUUAGCUGAUUUCUCGCUGGUCCCGCUGCCAGGAGAAGAGUAUGAUAACGAGGUAGUGUUUGUGACGAAAAGAAGUGGAAAGAAAUGCAGGAAAAGACUUGUUAUGAUGAACAGAGAUACUCAAGUUAAUAAGUGUAAGAAAAGACUUGUAAUAAAAAAACUAAGGACGAAGAGGCUAUAACGGAAUGUAGUGUCCAGCGAGUGUUCCAUCCGCCUUGCCUGAACAGCGUGUUGGUGGUGGUGGUGCCGCUGCCCGCUCUGCCGCCACUAAACAUGAACACACUGUUAAUUGUGCGACAGCCCUGACACGAAAUAAAUAAUCCAUUACUUUAAUUGCUAUUUCAUAAGAGACCAAGGAUAUGAAGAUUCAUCUCUAGUGCCGUUAAAGCCACCAUGGCGGAGACACUGUGGCCGCGAGACUGCAGUCUGCCUUAGUUUUGUGAAGUCAGCGUGAAGGCAACUUAAUUUUAGUCACUUAGUAAAAUGUUGCACUUUAAGUUCAGCCACAGAAUCAUAAAAUAGUAAUAGAGGAGUUUUUCGUACAAAUGAACUUUUUAAAUCUAGAAAGGAAGAUCAAGCAGACUGAAGCAGACGAGGACUCAACGCCGCGCCAACCUGUGCCAUGCCAUGCCACGCCGCGCCACGCCGUGCCCCGCCACGGACUCCUUGUGGAAAAUCAAAUAUUGACAAACAUUCUGAAAACACUGCAUUGCAGUAGCACUCUAACACAUUUUCCCCAGAGAAUCAUUUCAGUUGAACCAAACAUUUCUUGUUCCUCUUUGUUUAACUUUUGGUCCUGCAGUGGUGCGAGUGUGUCUGUCAGCCUUGAUGCUCUGAUUCUGAUGUAUUUUGUGUAUGCAGAAAGGGUCAAACUAAUGUAAAUGAUAGAUAACCAUAUACAUUUUAAGAUAAUUAGGUCAGAGUGUUCGUUAUGUUAUACGUAGAAUAAGUGUUGUUUCACUGCUUCGGAUAAGUGUUACCAGAUUUAUUGUUGAUUUGCAUUGUACUGUAAUAAUAGUUGGUUUCUUUCUACUGCAUAGUCACUGACAUGUUCAAACACUCACGUCUUUACUUCACCGCCAUCAGUAAUUGUCAUUAUAGAGACGCCUGUGAACCUCAAAGUUAAAUAUAUAUGACUUUUUUUU